GCGCUCGGUGGUGAGCUACUGGCGUAACCUGAUGCUAUUUUUACCGCAUCUCAACUCGGAAAAUAAAAUACUGAUACGAUGCCACAUUGUGCGGCUAUUGGUUGUAAUUUUCAGUCGAAGGGCAACAAGAGAAGCGAUGUAAGUCUUCACUCCUUUCCUAACGAUAAGAAGAGGAGAAAAGAAUGGGAAGAUGCCUGUGGACGAAUAAACCUUCCUAAAGACCCGCGUCUUUGUUCUCUCCACUUUAGCCCUGAUGCCUUUGAGGCUUUUAGUAGACCACAGCUACUGAAAGAGCUUACAGGUGGCGGUGGAUAUAAGCGUAGGCUUAAACCAAAUGCAAUACCAACGAUUUUUCCCCACAAGGAGUCUAAAUGCCCCCGGAUAUCGAGUGAAAUCCGCACUGAGAAACGGCAGAGACAAGAAACGCUGGCAGGAUGUAAACAACAUGCCAGCGCUUGUCAUGAAGCCACAGCCACUGAAGGACAAAGUUCAAGCUUAUUCGAGGAGGAGUCUGACGAUUCGUCAGUUUCACUGCAGUCAAGUGGAGUUGGUGCAGAUGAUGAUUUUUAUGAUGAAGACUUUGAGGAGGACGAAGAAGAUGAAGAUGAAGACCACAGUCAUGCACAUGAUGGUUCACAUGGCAUGAAUAGUCAAGCCCAAGGACAGUUUCUCACUGGAAGUUUAACUAGCAAUCCCAACAUUUACAACAUGAAUCAAGAAAAACGUGUAUCCAACGCACAAGUCCAGAAUCGCUCUGACGUCGCUCUUGGACAUCUGACCAAACGCUUCAUGCAGCUACUUCACGCAGCUCCGAAUGGAGUCCUUGAUCUCAAUGAGGUUACACGAAAACUGGGCACACGAAAGAGGCGGGUGUAUGACAUCACCAAUGUGCUAACUGGUAUCCAGUUAAUCAAAAAGACAUCCAAAAACAAGAUCCAGUGGAUGAAUCCAGCACCAGCCAGCAGCUUUGAGAAACAGUGGAGCCCCAAGACAAAAGCUGACCUACUUAAUCUGAAGUCAACUGAGGAGGCCCUUGACUGGCUCAUCAAAGACUGCGCCCAACAACUCUUUGCCCUGACCGACCUCAAAGACAAUGCUGACUCAGCUUAUGUGACAUACGAGGACAUCUGUAAGAUCGAUGUUUUCAAGGACCAGACUAUAAUAGCCAUCAGGGCCCCUGAAGAGACCAAGCUAGAGGUGCCCACUCCCACUGAAGAAUCUAUCCAGAUCCACUUGAAGGGCUGCCGGGGCCCCAUCCAUAUACUCACCUGUGAGACUGAGGGCCAGAGUGAUGCUGUGGAUCCAGCUAACACAGAAUCGCAGCUUGUCAAACCAGCCUACUUUCUAACGCUAGAGGAGAGCCGGAUACACACACAACCACUUAUAUCAGUAAAGGCCUCCAGAAAGUUUAAAUAUCAACGGCGGGAGGACAGUCGUGUGGCAGAACAUUGUUGUGUCCCAUUGUGUUCGGCUUCCUCAAAGUACAACUCUGUGCUGAGCUUUCACGUAUUCCCUGUGGAUGAAGAAAGACGGAAAAAGUGGAUACGCAACAUUCGGCGUGAGAGUCUUAGCUUCACUUCCCAUACAAGGGUCUGUAGUCGCCAUUUCAAGAGCGAUGAUGUGAAAGAGCCAUCGACUCCUAAAGGGCGCCGUUUGCUGAAGAAAGAUGCUGUACCCACCUUAUUCCAGUGGAACAACUACUCCUCUUCAGAACCACUGCAGAAGAGAGAGGUUUCCACUCCAGCGGAUGAAGAUCCUGCACCUGUCGACCUCUUGGAACAUGAUUAGCAGCAGUUGCUAUUGCAUUGAACCAGGCUGCAGAAUGAUUCACUGAAAACUUUUUCUUUUUCUUUUUUUCUUUUUUUUUUUACAGAUGUUUCAAGUACUGUAGCAGCUGUACAGAGUGCAUAAGGACAACAAAGAAGAGCCUUUGCUUCUAUCCCAUUAUAACAGACUGUGUUUGCCUUUUUGGAGAGAACACUGUGCAUAUAUUCACUCUCCUGGGGUUUAAGACAUCUAUUGUGAAGACUUUUGUUUUGUAAAUAUAUGGAUGAGUAUUUUGAACAUUUGAAAAUAUUUUUUUCUAUAAGUGUUAUGAGGAAACUUGAAGGUUGUCUUUCGAAAAUUGUAAAUUGUUUGUUGGACCAUCUGAUAAUGCUGUAAAUAAUAAAAUCUUUGAUGGACCUUG
Molecule: messenger RNA, 2188 nt
Organism: Ctenopharyngodon idella (grass carp)
Lineage: Eukaryota; Metazoa; Chordata; Actinopteri; Cypriniformes; Xenocyprididae
Gene: e2f6
Product: E2F transcription factor 6
Exons: 8
Coding region: 79-1788 (569 amino acids)
Biological process (GO): regulation of transcription by RNA polymerase II
Cellular component (GO): RNA polymerase II transcription regulator complex
Molecular function (GO): DNA-binding transcription factor activity, RNA polymerase II-specific; RNA polymerase II cis-regulatory region sequence-specific DNA binding; protein dimerization activity
Source: RefSeq, a predicted model, not a curated record